AUGUUGAAACCGCGGACGAUGUUUGUAAGAAUAUUGUUGACUUCACUUUUUGCCUGUGCAACUGCAUUUUAUUUGCCUGGAUUAGCACCUGUGAACUUUUGCGAAACUCCAAAACCAAAUUGUCCGAGCAAUGUUUCUCUCUUCGUGAAUCAUUUAGACAGCGACCGAUCAGUUAUUCCGUACGAAUAUCAUAGUUUUGAUUUCUGUGUUGCAAACGAAGAUGAAUCGCCUGUUGAAAACCUCGGACAAGUCUUGUUCGGUGAACGAAUUCGGCCAAGUCCUUAUGAAAUUUCAUUCUUGAAAGAGGAACAAUGCCGCAAGCUUUGUGACACAAAGACAUACAAGAAAGGAAAUUCUAAUGAUUUGUCGAAACUUCGCCACUUGCAGCGGGCGAUGAUGCUUAACUAUCAACAUCAUUGGAUUGUUGACAAUAUGCCGGUGACGUUUUGCUUCAAAAAUUCUCAAAGUAUGGAUAUUUGCACCACUGGCUUCCCUGUUGGAUGCUUUGUUGAUGAAAGAGGAGAACAACAUGAUGCAUGUGUUUUGAAUGCGAGAGCAAAUUCGCCCAAUCACUUCUACAUUUUCAAUCAUGUCGAUAUUGAAAUUCACUACCGCGAUUUAAGUCAUGAUGCAAACUUCCUCGAGAAACAAUUCCACGUCGGAGGAAGAAUAAUUCGUAUUGAUGUUAAACCGAGAUCGAUCAAGCACAAGUCUAGCAGCAAUUUGGAUUGCAGUGAAUCUGCUGAUCCAUUGGGAAUCGAUGCCAAGUCAGAGUCUGCUGAGAUUACUUACUCCUACAGCGUUAAAUGGAUUAAGACUGAUAUUAAAUGGUCAUCUCGAUGGGAUUACAUUCUUCAAUCAAUGCCACACACCAACAUUCAAUGGUUCUCAAUCAUGAACUCACUUGUUAUUGUUUUGUUCCUUUCUGGAAUGGUUGGAAUGAUUAUUAUGAGAACCCUUCAUCGCGAUAUCGAUCGGUACAAUCGUUUGGAUACUGAAGAGGAUGCUCAGGAAGAGUUUGGUUGGAAGCUCGUGCAUGGUGAUGUUUUCCGGACCCCACGCUAUCCAAUGCUUCUUUCCGUAUUCAUCGGAGCCGGAUGUCAAACACUAUUGAUGGUUUCCGUUACUCUUAUUUUCGCCUGUCUUGGAUUCCUGUCUCCGGCCAACCGUGGAUCAUUGAUCACCUUCGCAUUGAUGUUUUACGUAUUCUUUGGAGCUGCUGCUGGAUAUAUUUCCGCAAGACUUUACAAAACUUUCGAAGGAAUUCAUUGGAAGACGAACCUUGUCAUGACUUCAUUCUUGGUUCCUGGAAUUUUGUUCACCGUUUUCUUUUUCACCAACACCCUUCUCUGGAUUAAAGGAUCGUCGGCUGCUGUUCCAUUCGGAACUUUAGUGGUUUUAUUGGUUCUUUGGCUAUUUGUCCAGAUCCCGAUGACCUUCGUUGGAGCAUUCUUUGGAUACAAGAAAAGAGGAAUCGAGGCGCCAGUACGCACCAACAAAAUUCCGAGACAGGUUCCAGAACAGACCUUCUACACUAAAGCUUUGCCCGGAAUGCUUAUGGGCGGAAUUCUUCCAUUUGGUUGCAUUUUCAUUCAGUUAUUCUUCAUUCUCAAUAGCAUUUGGGCUCAUCAAACCUAUUACAUGUUCGGAUUCUUGUUCCUCGUCUAUCUCAUCUUGAUUAUCACGUGUUCGGAAGCAACCAUUCUGUUGGCCUACUUCCAUUUAUGUGCAGAGGAUUACCAUUGGUGGUGGAGAUCGUUUUUGACAAGUGGAUUUACUGCGGUCUACCUGUUCCUCUAUUGUGUGCAUUUCUUCCAAACCAAAUUGACAAUUGGUGGAGCUAUUUCCACAAUCCUCUACUUUGCCUACACCGCCAUUUUCGUCUUCAUGUUUUUCUUGAUGUGCGGAACAAUUGGAUUUUUGGCCACUUACUAUUUUGUCCGCAAGAUUUACGGAUCUGUCAAAGUUGACUAA
Molecule: messenger RNA, 1974 nt
Organism: Caenorhabditis bovis
Lineage: Eukaryota; Metazoa; Nematoda; Chromadorea; Rhabditida; Rhabditidae
Source: the annotation of a GenBank genome assembly